This is a messenger RNA of Brassica oleracea var. oleracea, 3699 nucleotides long. RefSeq lists its product as uncharacterized. The record is from RefSeq and is a predicted model, not a curated record. NCBI's taxonomy places the organism in Eukaryota, Viridiplantae, Streptophyta, Magnoliopsida, Brassicales, Brassicaceae. Gene Ontology annotation, cellular component: cytoplasm. Gene Ontology annotation, biological process: signal transduction; protein phosphorylation. The transcript has 9 exons. Bases 227 to 3406 code for a protein of 1059 amino acids. Gene Ontology annotation, molecular function: protein kinase activity; ATP binding; protein binding.
AAAAAAAAGUUCCUCGAAAAUAAAAAGAUUUUAUAUAUAUUUUUUCCUCCUCUCCUCAUCAAAUCAAAAACCAAGAUAGAUCAGAGGCUCGAAGCGUGAUUCUUCAUCAUAUUCAAAAUCGAGAUUCGUAUUUCUUCUCCGAGAUUGAAGAGAAAACUGGUGAAGAUUCGAUGGAGAAUCGCUCCAACGAAAUCUAAUAAGCUUGCGGAUUCGAGUUUUUUUUUCCAUGUGCAGCAGUAAUCGAGUAAUCAGAUUCGCUAUGGAUUCCGGUUCCGUGAACUCAUCUUCCGUCACUAGUCCAGGCUCCAGCUUGAACGACGAGCCGCACCGAGUCAAGUUCCUCUGCAGCUUCCUAGGCAGUAUACUGCCUCGUCCUCAGGACGGGAAGCUGAGGUACGUGGGCGGGGAGACGAGGAUCGUGAGCGUGGCGAGGGACGUUAGGUACGAGGAGCUGAUGAGCAAGAUGAGGGAGCUUUACGAGGACGCGGCGGUUUUGAAGUACCAGCAGCCUGAUGAGGAUCUCGAUGCUUUGGUUUCCGUUGUGAAUGACGAUGACGUGGUGAAUAUGAUGGAGGAGUAUGAUAAGUUAGGCUCCGGGGAUGGGUUCACUAGGCUGAGGAUCUUUCUGUUUUCGUCUCCUGAGAUGGAUGGUUCCUCGGGGUAUGAUGAUCAGAGGGAGUCUGAGAGGAGAUACGUUGAUGCUCUUAAUAAUCUGGUUGAAGGGACGGAUUUUAGGAAGGUGCAGCAGUAUCCUGACUCGCCUCGGUUCAAUCUGAAUAAUGACGAUUUUUCGAUGGUGGAACCUUUUAAUCAGCUGGCUAUUGAGAGUGGAGGUGGUGGAAGUCAGAGGGGUAACGAGAUACCUGUUGCUCAGUAUAAUAAUCUUCACCAGCUCAGGAUCCCUCGUGUGGGUUCCGGGCAGAUGAUUGCAACGAGGUAUGGUGAUGUAGAAGGCACAUGGAGUCCUUACUAUUCUCCUCGGCAUCAUGGUCAUUUUCAGGAGUUUCCGUCUUCGCCUUCCUCUGCUCGUUACCGGAUGCCGUAUGGGGAAGUUCUUGAUAAGGGGUUUGAUAGAAUGCCUGAGGAUUACGCGAGGCCAGGUCAUCAUCCUUUAUAUGAGCACCAGGGACAGGUUCCUGAUAACGUGGUGUGGGUCCCGGCUGGAGCUACGCCGCUUGAGAGUAAAGGAGGUUUUCCUGGGAAUGUUCUUCACGGUGGUCCAAGUGGCUAUGAAGGGGGUAAUAUAUGCGAGAGCUGUCGUGUACCGUUUCAUAAGAACCAUCAGCCGUUUGAGCAGCCUAAUGGAUUUCAACCGGUUCCUUCUGCUCAUUGUGCACAGUGUCCGCCCAACAGGGAAGCUUUUAUGCUUAACGCAGACCCAAAGCCUCCUACUCCUCAUGGGGCUUAUGCAAAUGAGACUUUCGGGCAUGAAAGAGGAUGGAUAGGUCAACAACAGGUGAAUCCUAAUCCUAAUCCUCCACGUAUUGAUGAAGGGAGGCCACUUUUAUCUAAUGUUGGAAGACCAAGUGAUCAUUACACUCUUGAUGGUCCUGGGAUGAAUUAUCCUUUUGGCCACCGACCUGGACCCGAAAUUUCCAAUGAAGGGUUUCACGAUAAACCUCUUGGUGGCAUUCCCUUGAACCCGUCCAACCCUUCUGCUGAGGAACGUGGGUUUCACUAUGGGAAUAAUCUGUAUGCUCCAGGACCUGAAAGUGUUCACUCAGCAAGUCAUAGCCACAUCUACCCGCAGCAAAAUAUUUGGCAGAACGUUCCAAACCAUAUAAGUGGUGCUCCAGGCUUGCCUAUGCAGCAAGUCAAUGGCACAGCCAAUCAAACUGUUAUCAGGAAUCCGAUGGACAGUGCUUCUAGAUAUUCUAUUGGAGUGGAGAAUCAAAGUGUUUUAGUCGGUUCUCCACAAAACAUUUCAGGAUUUGAUGCAAUGUCUUCUCCUGGCCAGCCUUACUACCCAAAUCCUCAUUUUCAAGAUAGAGCUUUCCCUUUAGACCCAAAUUGGGUGCCUUCUGAGAACCAGGCUGUGCGUAACGAAUAUCUGCAGGGGUUUAAGCCUUUGUCAGGGCCCAUGCUACAGACAAACCUCGAUGGUGCACCAAUUAUGCAGACACCAGAUUGUGUUGAAGUGGUGAGGCCCGUGGAAAGCAAGGUUGCUCAGGGAGGUGAACACAUUAACUGUGUUGAUACUGGUGUUUCAGACGGUGUUCCUUGCCUAGAUAAACAUCAACCCUUAGCUGAAGGAAAGAAUGAUAUGGCAGAAGUUAGUCCUUCUGCUGCUGCUCCUCCUGAAGGGGCGGAGCUAUCAGUCGAGCGUUUGAGUUUCUUGCCCGAGUUAAUGGAAUCUGUGAAGAGGGCGGCACUUGAAGGAGCUGCUGAGGUGAAAGCUCAUCCAGAAGAAGCGAAUGACCCUGUGAGGCCAGAAUUGGUGGAAAACGAAUCAGAGCAUGUGAAUGCUCAAGUCGAACAUGAGGACUCUGAUAGCGACAAUCCAAACAAUUUUAAGAUUGAGCCAACAAAGGCGGAGGCUGAAGCUCUAUCUAGGGGACUUCAGACUAUAAGAAACGAUGAUCUGGAGGAGAUUCGAGAGUUAGGUUCUGGAACAUAUGGAUCUGUUUACCAUGGCAAAUGGAAAGGCUCAGAUGUUGCAAUAAAGAGAAUAAAAGCAAGUUGUUUUGCAGGAAAACCUUCUGAAAGGGAACGUUUGAUAGAAGAUUUUUGGAAAGAAGCUCUGUUACUGAGCUCAUUGCAUCACCCGAACGUUGUGUCUUUCUAUGGGAUAGUUCGUGAUGGUCCUGAUGGUUCUCUAGCAACUGUUGCUGAGUUCAUGGUUAACGGAUCUUUGAAACAGUUCUUGCAGAAGAAAGACAGAACUAUUGAUCGUCGCAAAAGACUCAUCAUAGCCAUGGAUACUGCUUUUGGGAUGGAGUAUUUGCACGGAAAGAACAUAGUUCAUUUCGAUUUGAAGUGCGAGAAUCUUCUAGUGAACAUGAGAGAUCCUCAGCGUCCUGUGUGCAAGAUCGGUGAUUUGGGUUUAUCUAAGGUGAAACAGAAGACUUUAGUGUCUGGAGGUGUUCGCGGAACAUUGCCAUGGAUGGCACCGGAGCUCUUGAGUGGCAAAAGCAACAUGGUCUCUGAAAAGAUCGAUGUUUACUCGUUUGGGAUUGUAAUGUGGGAAUUGCUCACUGGUGAAGAGCCUUACGCAGAUAUGCACUGUGCUUCUAUAAUAGGAGGAAUAGUGAAUAAUACAUUGCGUCCGAAGAUCCCACAGUGGUGUGAUCCAGAGUGGAAAGGAUUGAUGGAAAGUUGUUGGGCAUCUGAGCCAACAGAGAGACCAUCCUUUGCUGAUAUAUCGCAGAAGCUCAGGAAUAUGGCUGCUGCUAUGAAUUUGAAAUAAACAAAUAAUGAGAGAAGAAUAAAGGUGAUUGUUGAUGAUGAUGAAGAAAAAGAAGAUGGCGAUGGUGCAGGGCUUCUAUUUACUUUGGGUUUUUAUAAAAAGUAUAGUUAAGCCUAUUUUAAGUUACCACUUGGUUUUGCGGUUGGAACGCGAAUACUAGCGUUUUUAUUGGUAUAUAUAAGUUAAAAUCUUGAAUUUAGAGGAUUUUGUUAUGGAUCAAGCAAUGUGUUAGUUGCUGCACUUGAGGAUCAUUGAGCUCUCUGUCUCUGGUUCAUAUUGUUUUCUUCUUUCUA